Malania oleifera is the source of this 2112-nucleotide messenger RNA. Its product is annotated as primary amine oxidase 1-like. The transcript is spliced from 4 exons. NCBI's taxonomy places the organism in Eukaryota, Viridiplantae, Streptophyta, Magnoliopsida, Santalales, Ximeniaceae. Gene Ontology annotation, molecular function: primary methylamine oxidase activity; quinone binding; copper ion binding. The record is from RefSeq and is a predicted model, not a curated record. Bases 1 to 1956 code for a protein of 651 amino acids. Gene Ontology annotation, biological process: amine metabolic process.
AUGCCCAUUUCGUUCCUAGUUCUAGGCAUAAUAGUCCUACAAUGCAGCUUCUCUGCUAGUGAUUUCCUUCAUCCCCUGGACCCUCUCAAUGCAACUGAAAUAAAUCAAAUAAGGUUCCUAGUCCAAAACAACACCGCCCUCUGCUCCCUCCCCAACCUCACCUUCCAUUUUGUGGACAUUGAAGGACCGAAUAAGGAUGAUGUUCUUGAAUGGCUAUCUUCCAAUACAAAUGGAACUUCUCUUCCCCCCCGAAAUGCUAAAGUUGUGCUUCGAGCUGCCGGGCAGACCCUCGAGCUUAUCGUGGACUUAGCAGCAGGUUCCUUAACCUCCCGCAGUGUCUAUACCGGUUACGGGUUUCCUCCAUUCACAUUUGAUGAGUUUUACCAAGCUAUCAAGCUUGCAGAAAGCUUUCCCCACUUUCAACAAUCAAUAGCGAAAAGAGGCCUGGAUAUGGCUGAAGUUACUUGCCUUCCACUCACUGUUGGGUGGUUUGGUGAAGUUGCGAAAGGCAGAAUUGUGCGUGUUGUAGCCUUCUACAGAGGAGACAGUACAAAUAUCUUUUCCAGACCCAUUUCAGGAAUAAACAUGCUAGUUGACGUGGAGUCCAUGAAAAUUACACAAUAUGCUGAUACUUCCAUAGCACCCUUGCCAGGAGCUGAGGGGACUGAAUACCAACCAUCAGUGAAGAAGCCCGAAUUGUGCCCUUGUCCUAUUGGAAUAGGAAUCACCAUCGAAGGCAACAUGGUAAAUUGGGCUAAUUGGAAACUUCAUGUAGCUUUUAAUGCCAGGGCAGGCUUGAUCAUAUCGACAGCUUCAGUGUUUGAUGAGCAGAGAAAGCAAUUCAGGCAGGUGCUUUAUAGAGGGCAUGUGUCUGAGACUUUUGUUCCAUAUAUGGAUCCUACCAAUGAGUGGUAUUACAAAACUUUCAUGGAUAUAGGGGAGUACGGCUUUGGGAGAUCUGCAUCCAGCCUCAUGCCGCUGACUGACUGUCCCGAGAAUGCUGUGUUCAAGGAUGGGAUUAUGGCUGGGACCGAGGGGCAGGUGGAGGUCGUCCCUAAUGCAAUCUGCAUUUUUGAGCGCUAUUCGGGAAACAUUGCGUGGCGACAUAUGGAAAUUGGGGUUCCUGGAAAACUGAUCACAAGAGUGGAGCCAGAAGUGACUUUGGUUGUUAGGAUGGUAUCAACAGUUGGAAAUUAUGACUAUAUUCUUGAUUGGGAGUUCAAGCAAAGUGGUUGCAUCAAAGUUGGGGUGAGUCUAACAGGUAUUUUAGAGGUGAAGGCCACACCAUACACCAAUGUCAAUCAGAUAAAACAAGAAGUUUAUGGCAACUUGAUUGCGAACAACAGCGUCGGGGUUAACCACGACCACUUCUUUACAUACCACCUCGACCUUGACAUCGAUGGCCAGGAGAACUCAUUCAUCCAAUCAAAGUUACAAACCCAGAAGGUGAAGAAAGGCCAGCGUACUACUCGCAGGAAAAGUUACUGGACAAUUUUUCCAGAAAUAGUGGAAACUGAAGCUGACGCUAAAUUUCAGAUUGGCCUGGAGCCAGCAGAAUUGUUAGUAGUGAACCCCAAUCAGGAGACACUGCUCGGAAAUCAAGUAGGUUACCAGUUCAUCCCCGGACCAUCAGUUACUUCCCUGAUGUCAGACGAUGAUUACCCACAAAUCCGGGCUGCCUAUACCAAGUACCAGUUAUGGGUGACUCCCUAUGACGAGUCGGAGAGGUGGGCUGCAGGGUUCUAUGUUGAUAGGAGCCAUGGAGACGAUGGCUUAGCCACUUGGACUUCCAGGAACAGAUCAGUUGUCAACAAAGAUAUAGUCCUAUGGUACACCGUAGCGUUCCAUCACAAUCCCUCCCAGGAAGAUUAUCCAGUGAUGCCAACUCUAUAUGGAGGAUUCGAGUUGAGACCAAAAAAUUUCUUUGAAAGGAAUCCAAUGCUCAAACAACAAUAAUGUUCUCAAACAUGUAACAUGUUUACUUACGCAAGCAGAAAAUUUUUAUUUUAUAGAUUUUCUUUUUUGCAAACAAUUCAUACUGAUAUUAACAUGCAUGUCAACUGGAUCAUUGCAAUCUCUUUUGUAUUUCAAAUGCAAUUCUUUUCAUAGCAA